This is a messenger RNA of Rubroshorea leprosula, 2043 nucleotides long. Lineage: Eukaryota; Viridiplantae; Streptophyta; Magnoliopsida; Malvales; Dipterocarpaceae. The record is from the annotation of a GenBank genome assembly.
CCUUCAAACUCUUUGUUUUCAUAAUCAGGCAUAGGCCAGGCCUCAACCCAGAUCACAUCACAUUAAUUCUACGACGCCCAUCGCCAUAAGCUCAGAGCCUGACGGUCGUAGUGGUGGUGGUGAAUGGAGAACGCCGAUGUCUUCCUUGGUUUGCACGACUUUCUGGAGCGGAUGCGCCAGCCAUCCGCUGCUGAUUUCGUCAAGUCCAUUAAAAGUUUCAUUGUUUCAUUCUUAAACAAUGCUCCUGACUCUGAAAGGGAUAGUGCGGCUGUACAAGAGUUCCUUGCCAAAAUGGAAGCAGCAUUUCGGGCUCAUCCUCUUUGGGCUGGCUGUUCAGAGGAAGAACUGGAUAGUGCUGGUGAAGGGCUGGAGAAGUACGUUAUGACAAAGCUAUUUACCCGUGUAUUUGCUUCACUCCCAGAUUAUGUAAAACAUGAUAACCAACUUUCUGAAAAGAUGGCUUUGCUUCAGCAAUUCAUUCGGCCUGAGAAUUUGGAUAUCAAGCCAAACCUUCAGACUGAAACUUCCUGGCUGCUAGCACAGAAAGAGCUUCAAAAGAUCAAUAUGUACAAGGCUCCUAGAGACAAGCUUAUAUGUAUCCUCAAUUGUUGCAAGAUUAUUAACAAUAUGUUGUACAAUGCGACAAUUGCUUCAAAUGAGAAUCCUCCUGGAGCAGAUGAAUUUCUUCCAGUCUUGAUUUAUGUUACCAUAAAGGCAAAUCCUCCUCAACUACACUCAAAUCUGUUGUACAUACAAUGUUAUAGACGUCAAUCUCGAUUGGUUGGAGAAGCAGCCUAUUUUUUCACAAACAUGCUCUCUGCUGAGUCUUUCAUCUCAAACAUUGAUGCGCAAGUCCUUUCAAUGGAGGAAGAUGAGUUUGAAAGGAACAUGGAAUCUGCCCGUGCUCUCCUCGCUGGCCUUUCAACAGAUUUGGAUAGUUUGUCCAACCAACUUGACCAAAUUGCAGAUAAUGCAUCUGGGGAAGAAUCCCAAAAUCAAUCAUUGAACUCUGAGGAGGACGAUGCAUCCUUAGGUAAAUCUUCGCAAACCAACCCUGGAAGUAAGGAGGUAUCAUAUUCAAAAGACCAGUCAUCAAUUGCCAAAGUUCCAACACUCUCAGAGUUGGUGAAUAGAGGGGCAGCUAUGCUUUUGGAGGAGGAUAAAAUGAGCCAGCUCUUUUAUGAGUAUCCAUUCAUAUUUGCCCAUGCUGGAGAUCUAACAAUAAAUAAUGUGGAAGAUCUGCUAAAUAACUAUAAACAACUUGUGUUCAAAUACAUCUGUCUUUCAAAAGGAAUUGAUGGUGCUACUCCAUCUUUUCCUUUCUCAAGUUCAAGCACUCAAGCCCAGCAGCAUGCUGACACUGUUGAAGAACAUGAGGACAGUAGAGCAACAGAGCAGAACUUUGAGUCGCAGAAAGACAUCGAUAUGGGAUACGGUGGUUCUGAUAAAGUGUCAAAUGAAGAAAACGUGGAAUCUAUGAAGGAUGAAGCAGUUUCGUCUGAGAAAGAUAACAAUGGCUUUGAAUGACACCUUAGGGGAAAGAUGUUUCUUUGUGGAUGUUUGUUGGUAUUCAAAGUUGGUUUAGUAAUGAGCGUUUUUUCUUGGUCAUUUCAACUUGGUGAAUGGAAUACCAUUGUGCUGGUAAACAUGUAGCAAGGAGAGACUAUGUUGCUAUCUGAGUUUUUUGUUCUCAAACAGAAAGCAUGGAGGAGAAAUCGAGGACAAAGCCAGGGGUUUUGACAACAGUUCAUGAUGGUCUUAGAAUUCCCAAGAAGAUGCAAAUUCUAUGCAACCAAUUCUGCUCAACUCAGCAAAACCAAGGUCUAAACAUCUGUAAGUCCAAGCUGCAUCAAAGGACAUGUUGUAGCAUAUAUUUGAUUGAAAGUCAUAGCAGCAUGGCACAUUUCUGGAUAUCAGGGACAUCAUCGGAGGUGGCUUCUGUUAUCUAUGUUAGUUCCACUACUUUUUUUUUUUUUUGGUACAUAUAGUUCCAUGACUUUGUCCCCAUUCCCCACCUUCACCGUGGCAGAAACGACUUCUUUG